Molecule: messenger RNA, 1624 nt
Organism: Hibiscus syriacus
Lineage: Eukaryota; Viridiplantae; Streptophyta; Magnoliopsida; Malvales; Malvaceae
Product: kinesin-like protein KIN-12A
Exons: 5
Coding region: 347-784 (145 amino acids)
Biological process (GO): microtubule-based movement
Molecular function (GO): microtubule binding; ATP binding; microtubule motor activity
Source: RefSeq, a predicted model, not a curated record
UCCUUUUUUUUUUCUUUUUUACCAUUUGCAAACCCUAACCCCAAAAUUAGAACACUCUCAAAUCUCCCCUACUCUCCACGGCUGGGACUAUUACUGGGCAUUAAAUCAGCGUUGAGGUUUCACACAUGACCCAUCGUGCCUGGCCUGUGCUAAUUCUGAGGAGACACUCCUUUAUAUUUUACGCGAUUGCUCCAACAUUCAUGGAGUUUGGAAUUCUAUGGUGCAAUCUCAUUUUCCUGGAUCUUUUUUUACUGCUCAUUAUAAAUCUCGUAUAAUAUCAAAACUUAGUAUCACAAUAAAUAGUGUAAAUCUCUUGAUGAAUGGCUUACUAUAAAUCUCUCCUGUAAUGCUCCUCUUUAUAAUGUUUUUGGAAUAUUUGCUUUGUUUCGAUGAGGAAGAAGGAAAAACGAUUGUUCGGAAACUUCCUAGUGAUUCUUUGAGUAUCAAUGGACACACAUUCACGUUUGACUCAGUUGCCAGCUCGGAUGCAACUCAGCGAGAUAUAUUCCGGCUUGUGGGAGCACCACUAGUUGAAAAUUGUCUUACCGGGUUUAAAAGUUCAGUGUUCGCUUACGGGCAGACUGAGACUGGUAGUGGAAAGACUUGCACGAUCUGGGGUCCAGCCAACGCCUUGUUGGAAGAAAAUUUAUCAAGUGACCAACAAGGCUUAACUCCCUGUGUGUUUGAGCGACUCUUUGCUCGUAUAAAUGAGGAGCAAAUUAAGCAUGCUUAUAAACAACUCAAGUACCAAUGUCAGUGUUCUUUGUAUUAUCAGAUUGUUUAGCUUUGUAUUAUUCUUAUUUUUUACCCCUUUUUUCACUUUAUUAGAUCUAUAAUGAGCAAGUCACGGAUUUUUUGCAUUAUAAGGAGCGUAGAAGUCACGCGAUUGCUCCUCUUGAUGAAUGGCUUACUAUAAAUCUCUCUUGUAAUGCUCGUCUCUAUAAUGUUUGUCCUUGGAAUAUAUCAUUGGAAUAUUUUCCAAUGAUAUACUAUUGACUCAUCCUCGCUGCUCAACCGUAGCAUCUCCUGGGCUAAACACUACCUCGACGCUGCUGUUUCUUUCACCGAUUUUUAGCCUUAUAAUGCUGAGUUAAUCCGGUGGCAACCUCUAGGACAUAGUUGGGUUUGCCUCAACACCGACAGUGCCGUCUUUGUGCCAUCCAAUCUCGGCACUGCUGGUGGCAUUUUCCGAGAUCACAUGGGUACGUUUCUCCUGGGUUAUAGUCCUCGGUGAUCCAUGCAGAAUUAUGAGGCGUUUACGAGGGUCUGAAGCUGGCUUGGUCGAAGGGAUUUCACCACGUCUUGGCGCAAACCAACAACGUAACUGUCCUUGAUCUCCUCUCCCCCUCGUCCUCGGAGAGUCCAUUUGCUCUGGUGCGUAACAUUACUGGUAUGUGCUCAAGUUCCUAGUAUGUCGAAUUUGUUGCAAUUCGAAGAGAAGCAAAAUUUUCUGCCGAUCACUUUGCCUAACUUUCGAAACCUCACGAUCACCUCCUCACUGUGUAUGAUGCACCUCCGACUUGAUUUCCAACGGGGGUCGGGUUAUCCCAACGCUGAUUUGAUACAAGAUUAUAGGCACGAUGGGUCAUGUAUGAAGCGCUUAUGAGUCAUUGUUGGGACUAUU